AUCAGUAAAAUGUGUUCCGAAUUGGCCUAGAUAUGGCGACAUGAGCACAUGCUCUGACUUUAUGAAUAGAGUGAAAGUAGCAGUAACCCGUUAGCCAAAUUUUAUCUUCCAUUGGACAUAUUUCAUCCCAUUUUUGAAGUAUUCAACUUAUUUUGUAAAAUUGGAUGUAUUUCAUGGAUUUCUGUUAGGUUAUUCAGAAAUGAUUAAAAAUGUCUUUUCCAUGACGUCACACUUUGCCCGAAAUGCAUGCUGGUCCCACUGGCGGGGAAAACAAAUCAGUAAUCAGUCCUCAAAAAGUCAGUUGUCGAGGCGUAAAAAGUCGAGGAUUCGCUGAUGGAGGUCAGUAAUUUAAAGAGGAAAGAACUGCAGAAGCUGUGCAAGACAUACAAGCUCAAAGCAACCGGUAAAAAUACUGAGCUGAUUGAGCGUCUUCAAGAGCACUUUGAAUCAUUGCCAAGUGGAAAAGACAACCAAGAACCUGGUGAUGCAGACAACGAAAUUCAAAAUCUUGCCCAAGCAGGCUCUACUUCUUCGCCUUCACAGAAAUCGAAAAUUGAAAAAGAAAAGGUAGUUAAAAAACAAAAUGCUUCUGGAAAGCAUGCAGUUAAGGAAAAGGCAAAUAAGAAAAAGAAACGGAAAGGAAAAAAUGAGCAUGAAAGUGACAGUGACAAUGCUUUGACCGACGGUAUUUCAGAUGAGAAGCACAAACAGUACAUCAAGGCAAAAAGUGCCUCAAACAGUAGUCAAGAGUCUGCUAGUCGAAUACAGUCGGUUGGCAGUGACAAUGUUUUCAUACCGGGGAAACUUGCGGUGUCUGCUGAUGACGUUGAAACAAACAUUGUAAGCCCUUCAUUGUCUCAAAGACUGUCUUCGACGGACGGUGCUAACAGUGAACUGAAAGUAGCAAUGAUCAGCCCCUUAGUCAGAGGCUCGCCUCGCUUAAAUUCAACCUCUUCAUUAGAUCACGCUGGGCAGUCAAGGUUGUUGGUGAACAACAGCCCGAGUGUCGUCGUCGAAGACUGCCAAAGAAAGCUGGGUAAAAGGCAGCAGGGCAGCUAUUCUUUAGAAGGGUCAGCUAAUAUUGACAAGAAUGACAGUGAAUGCUGUUAUGAUUUAGAUGACACCGUAAGCUACGAUGAAGACCACGGGAUAUCUGAUGCACCUGUUCGUAAAAGUCUUGGAAGAGAAAUUGAUGAAACUGUCAACGAUUCAGGAUGGUUAUUGAGGGGUAGCUGUUUAGAGGCUAAUUCGACUGUUAUAUAUUCCGACUGUGAUCAGGAUUCAGAGGCACACGAUGGAAGUUAUAAAGUAGUACAAAGCAGUAACCCAAACGAAACGUUUGAUGUAAAUCUGCAAGAUAGUACACUCGAGCUUGAAGAAUCAGGAAAUCCAAAUGACGAGGAUAUGCUAGGGGGAGGAGAAUACAUUAACGAGUGCUCUCAAGCGGUAAAAAGUGAUGACGUUCUAAACAGACGGCAAACACACGUUGUUGAGAAGGCUUGUAUCAAAAAUAACUUGCAAAACAUAGUGAAGGUUCAAGGGAACGAUAGGAGAAGAACAUUUCAGAUCACAAUGGUACAAAACAACACUGCUAAAAAAACAUCACCAGUCCCAUUCGUUAAAGAAUGCUCACAAGAAUCGUCUGAUGACAAUUCAUUUGUUAGUUGCAAAAGCACAGAAAGUGAAGAAGCAGAGAGCUCCUCAUUAUUUGCUGGAGGCAGCGAUGAUUCUUUCGGAAAUAGAGCGCCUGAUACUGCUCAGUAUACUGAAGCUGAUGCGGAGAUCGAGUAUGGUGGAGUGCAGAGCACCACUGAAAACGCCGUUUUCAAUAGGAAUUGUGGAGGAAAUAGAGACAGAAGAGGAACAUAUUUGAUAAGAAGCUCAGAAGAAACGGGACAAGAAAACUCGCCUGAAAUCAACCCAGCAACUGAUUCAACUAAGGAGAGCCUCAAAGUUGAGAGGUCCCUUGUUAAUCACUGUGUUUGUCAUGGAACUGUCCGACAGUCACGUGGGUGGAGAAGACUUGUGUUGAAAAGAGGUUUACCCACAAUACAGUUAACACAAACAAAUUUACAAAAACUGGUUCUGAAGCCAGCCGAAAAGCCCGUACCAAUUGGCUACAAAGACAACAUGAUUUGCGGUGAAUGCGUAGCUGAGAAUGACUCAAUAGCAAGCCAAGACAAGACUAUUGAUCGGAACCCUGAAAGGCCAGCAGUAAAGAAAGUACUCGGACAAGUGAAACUAAAUGGCGUUGCAAACAGAGGCUUGAGUGUAAGCUCUACAACUAUGAAACGAAAAUGGAAUGAAAAUCAUGCUUGUGAGUCAUCACCAGCAACGAAGAAGUCAAAGAAUAGCAAGACUGGUGCAGAAGGAGCCUCGUGUGGAUUACCGGCAAGUCCCGAAGUUAGGAGAGCAAGAGGGGAGAAGUCCAGACUACCUAGGCACCUCUUAGAGCCAUUCAAACCAAAAAGGGGCUCCCUAGAGAGGAAAGAGGAUUUGGCCUAUGCAAGGAAAGUUGAAGAAAUAAUGAUGUCAGUACAGCCUGGGUCUGAGGAGGAAAUGGCUCUUAUAAUGCAGAAAAAAUCAAGAAUUCCUGAAAGAUACAACACACCUGGCAACCAAAACAUAGUCAGGGACUAAUACGCAAAAUUUGAAUUAUUUGGGCAAUUUCUUGGUUUAUUGGUUCAACUUAAUUUAACUAAUUUAAGUAUAUUUUGUUGCAAUUCCAUAUUAAAAUUGCUGGAACCAAAAUAAUUUUUUUUAAAUAUUACAUAAUAUUUCUUUGUUAGAUUUGCAUAUUCAUAAAAUGAACACUAUUGGAUGUAACUGCCCAUAUCACUAUUUCAACUGGUCUGUUUUGAUUUGAUUUGAUUUUGUAAAUUUUUGUAGCUAAUGAAUCAGUAGUCAAGUAUUUGUAAAAUUUUGUACCUCUUCUUCCUUUGGUGAUAUCAUUUAAAAAGUAACAAAUUUGGUGGUUUGAUCCUUGAAUCUUUUGUGGUUUGAUCCCGAGUCUUGAUGGAGACAGUAGACUCCUGUUACAGUCACACAAAAUGUUGCUUGAAAAUUUGUUAUUGCAAACAGAGUGUGACUGUAAAUGGAGCUUAAUUUUGCAGAAUUUUGCAUAUUAGAUUCUUUACUUUAUUUGACUAUAACUAGCAGUGUGACUUUAAGCAAAGUGACUACAUUAAGUACCAAAAAAAUCCAGUGCCAAAAAUCUGGUGCCAGAAAUUUUUUGUACUUAAUGUUAUGCCGAGAGUCAUCUGUAUUCUGCAAUCAAGUGGUUUCAUUUUGCUUGCUAUUUCUAAAAAAUCUAAAAAAUUUAACUAGAUUCAGCAAUCUAGUUACCAAUCCAACACAUCAUCUGAAUCACUUCACACUGGCAAUCUUAUUUGCAAACUAAUGAAAAAAAAUUAGAUCAGGUUAUGUGGUUACCAUAUAUGAGGUUUGAGGUACAUUCCAGGGUUAAAAAUAAGUGUUUUAAUUUUUGUUACCCAAGACCCAAUCAGUUUUGCGGAUAUGCCAGCAAGGAAAUUGUAAAAAAUAAGCAGAAAGAUAGCAAAUCCCUAUGGAAUGUUGUAAUAUAAGAGGUAAUAUACUACAGAACAAAAAUUUGAAAAUAAAUUAACCGCAUUGGAGGGAAGAUGUGAGCUUGAUAGAUUUGGGAAAGGUUUUUCAUUUCAUGUCAAUUUACUUAAAACCAAGAGCCGAGAGUUGUAUUGAUUCUGCAACCUAAUGCUGCUCCUUCUGUGUAUUCAAUAAAGCAACAAUCAAAGUAGGAGGGACUUUUCCUGACCUUAACAGCACCUUCCAUAUCCCCAUUCAGCCACUUCCUCCUACUAUCAAUGGAUAUACAUUCAGUGGCUAACCAUUUUUGCCAGGAGGCAAAUGAUUUUACAGUAGUCAUGAAAUGAUCUUAAAAAACUGUCAGUGGUCAUUUGUCAUUGGUGUAGAUGUUAAAAACAUUUAAAGUUUGAAUGUUCAAUUCUCCAUUGUGUUGAAAUCAAAAGAAUAAAGAGAUUUUUGGACUUCAAGCCUGGACAUUGAACACAUAAAAUUUAAAUUUCAUUCUCCAUUUCCUACAAAAGGCAAGAGAAAAAAAUCAUCAAUAUUUAUCUUGAAAAUUUUAUCUAUAAAACAUUAUAUAUAUUACAUUGUGCUAUUUUUUCUAAAAAAAUUUAUGUUUGGUAUUACACUAUUGCUAUAUAUUACAUACUAUUAGUUUGUAGCUAUUUCUUAUGGUCCUUUCUUUUGUAAUGACCUACAAAAAUGCACAUUAAAUUAUGUAAUACACCUUGGGGAAAAAAGGCUUUGGACCUAAUUCCUUUAUGGUAAGUAUGCUUGAAUAGGUAGACCAUAUCAUUCAAUUAUUUGGUUGUUCAUUAUAGAAGUUUCUUCUGUCUAUAUUGGCAAGAAAAAUAAAUAAAUGUUGCUUUAAAUAAGAGGUGUUUAAAAUAGGUUUCAACAUCCUGGGGUUUGUGAGACCUUCUCACCUUGGGAUGUUUAAGAACAGAUUUUCAGUAAACAACAAAAUUCAUCAUAUUCAUUGUUUGUAAAUAUAAUAAAUAAAAAGUGUGCUCUUAGAUGUGAAGAUGAAAGGUCAUGUUUCUUCGUAAAUUCUUGAGAUCAAAAUUCACCACAGGCACAUUACAAAUAAUAUUAGCCUCUUUUUGAUAAUAGUAUUUUACAUUUCAAAUUUUGAACCCCCUCUAGGAAAACUAAAAGCUGGCCCUUAUGGUGCACAAAUACAUUAAUACAUGUUACAUUAUUCAUAAAUUUUUAUCUCAAAUAUUGGCAAAUUGUUGAUGAACAUAGUAAAAUAUUUAAGCCUAGAAUAUACUGUGUGCUGCCUACUUUCCCUUGCUUUUAGAAAACUCACGUAGAACUUUUUAAUAGAUUGAAAUGUUUAGCUUAUCAAAUACUUUGCCAAUGAAUGUUUACAACUUCCUGCAGGUUUAAAAUUCUUCCCGAGUCAUAAAAUCUAGGGAAUCUUUCUGCGCAUUAAAACAUUUCUUCUUUCUGGCCAAUACCCUAAGAAAAAAAUAUAAAAUCAUUUUGCAUCAGUUGAUUGCAUAAUAUUUGAGUUAGUCAAUAUGUAUAAAAAAACAAUUACAUAAAGACGAUAAAAUAAACACAAUUUCCAAGGACAUUUAUAUGAAAUGAGUCAUCUAUAUCAGCCUAAAACUUGAAGGCCUGAAUAAUUUACACUUGCUACAGAUGUGAGCAAAUUUUCACGAACCUAAUUAUUUUUAUCCAAAUACUAGCUUUGCGUAUAGCUGGCCUUACCAGCCUCGGAGAAAAAACGAAUCUAGGUAAGAUUGAAAUAAACAAAAGCAACUCCAUCACUUUUCGUGACUGGAUGUAGACUUAGGUAUAAAAAAGUAUUUUUUAUUUUUUAGUCCUUUGGCUUGGUACAAGAAAAACAAAGCUUUAAAUAAAUUUUACAUACCAUCGUCAUUCUAUUAUUCCCAAUUAUCAGUCCAAAAGCCACCAUCUCGAUAUGCUUGAGAAAUCUUUAUAGAUUUCUUUACCAUUAUCAGUUCUAAUGUGAAGCACAUAGCACUUCCAGACACUUUUCUUUGACAGGUUUUGUUCAUUAGUUCCUGUUGUUUACCCGCCAGGCCUUCAGCUUUUUUUGUGGCAUCAUAAGCGACAAAAAACUGUACCGCAGCUGCUGAAGUCAUGCUUUAUCUACAGAAAGAUCCUUAAAUCCUUUCUUCGGUUCAUUGGUUGUUUCUCCUGUAGCCAAAGCCCCUGGCAAAAUUUCCUUUCUUCACUGUCUGCAAAUUUUCUGUGCAGAUGAAGAUUACCCUUCGGGAAGCAUGAAGCCAAAGUCCACCGACCUCUACAAACAACAAUACCUGAAGCUGAUUGGUCGAGAAAGCCGUUGAAAUAACCAAUUGUUUUGUUUCUGAGGUGGUGAUAACCUUGGAGAGCAAGCUUGACACUUUGCAAGCCCUCUUUGGUCCAAUCAAAAGACCAAAGCAAGCAUUUCAUGAAAAAGUUCGAUCUUUAGGCCUUCGUGCUAUGACUGGUAGCCAUAGUCCAGAGAUGGACAACCUCAAGACCGAAAGCCAAUUUCUAGUGCAGGGCCCAUGCCAAAGGGGGGCUAGGGGUCAUCACCUGCCGAGUUUAAGGGGAAUCUAAGGACACUGGAUGAAAUAUUUAUCUUUGUUUUGCUCAACUUAUUUUUUGGGAACAACUAAAAAGAAACGCGAAAAACAUACAUGUACCAAAACUGAUAGUCUUAAGUCUUUUGCGUUGGGGGUACAACCUGAAGAGGCCAAUUUUAUACACAUGCCUGGAAGAGACAUUAAACUUGAAGGAUUUUUUAACUUUGAAUUUAGGA
Molecule: messenger RNA, 6346 nt
Organism: Rhopilema esculentum
Lineage: Eukaryota; Metazoa; Cnidaria; Scyphozoa; Rhizostomeae; Rhizostomatidae
Biological process (GO): system development
Cellular component (GO): nucleus
Molecular function (GO): chromatin binding
Source: RefSeq, a predicted model, not a curated record